GGUCAGGCUGAGCGGGCGGAGGCCAGCCGCAGGCUGGAGAGGCACGCGUUGGGCUGCUGCGUUUCUGUCUGGUCAUGGCAGCGUCGCCCCUGAAAGUGUGCAUCGUGGGCUCGGGGAACUGGGGUUCAGCUGUUGCAAAAAUAGUUGGGAAUAAUGUCAAGAAACUUCAGAAGUUUGCCCCCACGGUCAAGAUGUGGGUCUUUGAAGAAACGGUUAAUGGGAGAAAACUGACAGACAUCAUAAAUAAUGACCACGAAAACGUGAAAUAUCUCCCUGGACACAGGCUGCCAGAAAAUGUGGUCGCCGUCUCCAACCUCAGGGAGGCCGUGCAGGACGCAGACCUGCUGGUGUUCGUCAUUCCCCACCAGUUCAUCCACAGAAUCUGCGAGGAGAUCACCGGCAGGGUGCCCAAGGGAGCCGUGGGAAUCACGCUUAUCAAGGGCAUCGACGAGGGCCCGGAGGGGCUGAAACUCAUUUCUGACAUCAUCCGAGAGAAGAUGGGGAUUGACAUCAGCGUGCUGAUGGGAGCCAACAUCGCCAACGAGGUAGCAGCAGAGAAGUUCUGUGAGACCACCAUCGGCAGCAAAGUAAUGGAGAAUGGCCUUCUCUUCAAAGAACUUCUGCAGACUCCCAAUUUUCGCAUUACGGUGGUUGACGACGCAGAUACUGUUGAACUCUGCGGUGCACUCAAGAACAUCGUAGCGGUGGGAGCCGGGUUCUGCGAUGGUCUCCACAGCGGAGACAACACCAAAGCCGCCGUCAUCCGCCUGGGACUCAUGGAGAUGAUCUCCUUCGCCAGGAUCUUCUGCAAGGGCCAGGUGUCCACGGCCACCUUCCUGGAGAGCUGCGGCGUGGCCGACCUGAUCACCACCUGCUACGGGGGCCGGAACCGCAAAGUCGCCGAGGCCUUUGCCAGGACAGGAAAGACCAUUGAAGAAUUGGAGAAGGAGAUGCUGAACGGGCAGAAGCUCCAAGGGCCUCAGACUUCGGCGGAAGUGUACCGCAUCCUCAAGCAGAAGGGGCUGCUGGACAAGUUUCCACUGUUUACUGCAGUGUAUCAGAUCUGCUAUGAAGGCAAACCCGUGCAAGAGAUGCUGUCUUGUCUCCAGAGCCAUCCAGAGCAUUUAUAAAGUGGAUCAUGCAGCAUGCCGGGCAAAGUUCUGCCUUUCCGAUCAGUUUGUUGGGUUCAAAUGGAAACUGGGACUUGGCAACAGGAUGUUUGCUCGACUAUAAUCCCAUCAUGGAAGUGUAUGAAUUUUUGCAGGUUCGUUUUUGAAUUUCGAGAGGCAGGUCAUUGUCUAAGGUGUACUGGGCAACAACGAGACGCACAUAUGUGAGUGUGUGUUCAUUUCUCAUUCUGUGGAUGUUUGCAUGAACCAAAAUUAAAAGUCCUUUUUUAAAAUUACUUUUGAAACUUUCCCACUGUGGUAGCUUAUAUGAUUGGGACUAUCUCAGCUAAAUUUUUAAAAUCUGAUUCAUAUGUCUUUUGAGGGAAGGAUUUUUUUUCGCAUUCUCUCGAUGGCAAACUUUAACCAGCAUUGACAACUUGGUAGAUUGGAGGAGUCAGUGUAUUCAAAGAUCAACAGACCAACUUUUAAACACUAUCUCAAAGCCAGCAUAAGUAACGACUUUGAUUGUGAGUUGAUCUUGUUUUUAACAACUAGAUCUUUUUUAUUAGGAAAUCCAUGACGUCGCUUCCUCUCACUGCCGUUUUCUGUGUUCUGAGCCUCUUUUCUCUCCUUGAGCUGCCAGAAUGUGCUUGUACAAAGGCUCAGCAGUGACGGAACACAGAAAACUCAUCUGGCAUUUCCCUGCGGUGACUGACGCAUUCUUCUGAUUAACAGCGCUUGUCUGAUGAUGUGGGUUAGGUAGCACUUUUGUGAAGACGUUUCCUUUAAGCUCCACAGAUCCUCUGGGAGGGGGCUGCUGUUAUUCCUCUUUUAAGAUGCCGUCACUGCCUGGUCACCUGGUAAGGAGAGGGCAGAGCCAGGAGUCCAGUCCAGUGCUCCCCACCCCACCAAGGUGCCCUGGGACCUUCCCAGCUGUCUGAUUUGCCCUCCAGUGUAUUGGUUGUGGCAGGUGGCCAUAUGCAACCUUCCCUGAGGCUGUGGGGGGCUUCCUGCAGCUGAGGUUUGUGUGGGACCCUUCACUCCAACUUCACUUGGAGCCUCUUAGAAAUGCAGGUUCCCAGGUCCCACUGCAGACUUCUGAAGUAGGGUUUGGUAUCUGCGCUUUAACGCACCUUCCACGUGUUUCUGGUGUUCACUACGGUUUUAGAAGCUCUGCUUUAGAAAAUUCAUUUUAGAAUGGCAUUUCUCAAACUAGUGUCCUGGGAUCCAGCGGUGGUUGGCUCUGGGUGUUCCCUGGCAAGGUCGAGUGAGCUGAGGGAGAGCUGAUUCUUGAAGAUGUAGAAUGUAUGUUAGUAGGUCAGUAGAACCUAUUUAUUCAACCUAGCCAGCCCCAAACACAUUAAAUUAUGAAGUUUUUUUUGGCGGGGGGCAAGGAAACUUGCCCAAGUUUCUAGGGGACGCUGACCUUAGUGUAACUCAAGUAUACCCUUCACACCCUGUACAAAAUUAGGAUGAAUAGCUAGCUGUGGUGGUGUUCGUUGUCAGCUUUCACAGUGCAGGUCUGCCAUGAAGCUGUGAUGAAGCUUUAAGGUGCCACUGACGGGUGCCACUGAGUAGCUGUCAACUUCGCUGGAACGCACAUUAUGCGGAAUAAGUGCUUUUAAUUCUAGAGUUAGCAUGGGAAUUACUGUAUCUUCUUCAAUGAGAUUGGUUUCAAGAUAGCAUUACCAUGACCUUACACAGCACUUGAUAAACUAUUAAAGGGAACGUACGAAUGUCACUUACAUAUCUACGGAUUUUCAGUCACUUUGUGAGAUUUUUGACUCAACUUUUUUAUUUUCCACUUUGGGACUUUUUUCCUUUCUAUAUUGGAAAUGAUUGUAGAAGAGAUUUUUGUGGGAAUUUUUAAAACUCUAUCCAAUCCACAGACGUAGAUGAAAGCACACAAAAUGCUCCAUGUUUUAUUGAUUUUAGUGCCACUAUUAAGUCAAUCAAUUUUUGCUUGUCUCAUGAUUAAUCUUUUUUAAAGUUUGUAUAUAGGUAACAAAGUGUUACUUUUUAAGAUACAUAAAGGGCUGUAAGCUAAUUGUGGUGUCUAUUAAGUAGGAUAACCAGAGGUGAAGAAUUCUGUCUUGUGUGUGUUUCUCAUCUGCAUUCAGCUUCCUGCUCUGGGUUUUGUACUUGAGAGUUUUUUCUUUACAGACACUCCCUUACCACUCCAAAGUCUGCUGACUGUACGUACCUCUUGAAAAUAUGAUAUUCUGCACAUUAAUGAAAAAGGCAAAUUUUAUAAGUUUGUGCUCUGCUAACUAGAUAUUUAUUACUCUAUGAGUUAUCUAUUUUUGUAAUCACCUGUGGUCUGUCAUCUCUUACUAAUUAUGGUAAUAAAGAGGGAGACAUCCAGAAGAGAAGCUUCAUUUGUACUAUUUCAGCCAACCUGUGAAUGUAAAAACUACACUGUUGCCUUGCUACAACCCAACCUACUGUAAUGUAAAACAGUCACCUGUCUUGAAAUCCAUCCUUGCAGGUAGAGUUGAGCUAAACUACUUCUGGUUUUUCAUUAAACUGUUGAACUGUCACAAGGCCCCAUGGCAUUGGCCCAGGGGAGGCGGGGUGCCAGUGUGCAAAGGGUUUGUUUUGUAGUUUUUCCAUUAAUUCUAAUCAAAGAGCCUUUUACUUACAUGUAUACUGUAUUUGUUUACAGACUAUAGGUGGAUAUAAUUGAUAUAAUUUAAAAGCUUGGUUUAAUAAACAUUUAACCCCCCCCCAAAGCAGUGCUACUGAUCUGAUCUUUUCUUAAACCAGUUAAUAUUUAGGCCAGCUCUGUUUUUUCUGUAUUGUCCUGCAUUAGUAAUA
Molecule: messenger RNA, 3926 nt
Organism: Molossus molossus (Pallas's mastiff bat)
Lineage: Eukaryota; Metazoa; Chordata; Mammalia; Chiroptera; Molossidae
Gene: GPD1L
Product: glycerol-3-phosphate dehydrogenase 1 like
Exons: 8
Coding region: 75-1130 (351 amino acids)
Biological process (GO): glycerol-3-phosphate catabolic process; carbohydrate metabolic process
Cellular component (GO): glycerol-3-phosphate dehydrogenase (FAD) complex; cytosol
Molecular function (GO): glycerol-3-phosphate dehydrogenase [NAD(P)+] activity; NAD binding; protein homodimerization activity
Source: RefSeq, a predicted model, not a curated record